AUGCAGAGCGAGUAUGUGGAAGAUCCAAGCGAUUGGAAAUCAACGCAAAACAUCAUUGCAGAACUUUUCCCAGAAUCGGAUCGUCACGGGAAGUUCUUCGUGGAAGCAGGAGCCCUAGAUGGGCAAACACUUUCUAAGACUCUUUAUUUGGAGAAAAAGUACGGCUGGACUGGACUCCUCGUUGAGCCAAACCCACAUCUUUUCAAGAAACUGUCAGAGUUAGGAAGAAAUGCUUGGUUAGCUCCUUAUUGUCUUUCUCCAAAGGAUGAGAUCACGCAUGAAGUCAUGGAGUACAUGUAUCAAGAGGGGAAUCCCAUUGUCGGCAUAACAGGUGGAAUCGCCAAGCAAGGACUGUUUCGCAAGAUAAUUCAAAAAGGGGUUGAAUUGAUGGAGACUGGAUUUUCUGGAGCCGAACACCAUAAGGCAUCUGUUAUGUGCUAUCCACUGCAUACGCUCCUUGAUGACAUCGGUAAUCGAAGUUGA
This is a messenger RNA of Darwinula stevensoni, 483 nucleotides long. Lineage: Eukaryota; Metazoa; Arthropoda; Ostracoda; Podocopida; Darwinulidae. The record is from the annotation of a GenBank genome assembly.